UAAGUGGCAUUUGUAGGUCAUAAACAGGUAUAAGCGGCGGGACUUUACUUGAUAGCCUAACCGUCGCAGUUUUGGAGGCCUUUCUUCAAUAUAAAUCUCUCUUCAAAUAAGGAUGUGUCGCACUCUUACGCGAUUUCUUGCAAGUACUCGAUGUUGCAAUUGAGCCUCAAACAAAAGAUUCUUUAUCCAGUGCUCUAGUUGAAAGAAUCACGUUGAACAUGUCGGCCACCAUGUUUAUCAGCUGCUUGUUACUCAUUACAAUUGUCGGUGCAGAAGUUUUGCCAGACGAAUUUCAGCGACAAUUUGACGUCAUGAUCAUAGCGAAAUUCGAUCAAUUAGAAGCUAAAGUUCGAGAUCAAGAGAUCCAACUGAAGACGGCCAGGGGUGAGAUCCUUUCAUUGAAAACUGAAGUUCAGCGACUCGAGUCCGUCUUGGUGUUAAAUGCCAAUAAGAAAUCCCGCAGUGUUGACAGUAAUCAAUUCGUAGCCAAUAAAGCCAUGGCUACUACAUCUUCGGCGUUGUUUGUCCCGAGGACGUGUCACGAAGCUCUUGAAAGUGGACUGCCGGAAUUCAAAGAAUCUGGAAUGUACUGGAUCGACCCAGAUGGACUGGGAAUCGGCGAUGGAGCUAUUUAUGUUUAUUGCGACAUGUCUACAGGAGCAACUAGUGUUGGCCAUGAUAGCGAGGCAACUAUUGAAAUCCCUAAAUGCCGUCCUGCUGGUUGUUAUUCACGGCCGAUAGUGUACAGUGGCGGGUCUCUCAAUCAAAUGAAAGCUUUGUCUGAAAUUUCUGCAAAUUGCCAUCAAACUAUACAAGUGAAUUGUCUUGGGGGACCGCUUACGGUAAACAGCAUUGACUAUGCCUGGUGGAACGACGUUAAUAAUAAGAAACAAACCUUUUGGUCGGGUUCAGAUGAAUCCAUUCACACCUGUCAAUGUGGCAGUGAAAACAAGUGUGUCCGUCCGGAUCUUGAAUGCAACUGUGACGCUAAUGUAGCUGUCCCUUUAACAGAUAAUGGAAAUAUUACACUGAGCAGAGUUCUGCCUUUGACGAAACUAAAUUUUGGGCAGAUAAAUCACAACGGAGGCAGCCACACCCUGGGAAAAUUCACAUGUUCCGGAAAACUAACCUACGCAUACCCAACCAGUUGUGCGGAUCUGUGGCGAAUCGGCUACACUCUUAACGGAUUGUAUCCUGUUCGAGGAUCAACGCGAGUCGAAUUUGUUCACUGCGAUUUUUCUCUAGGUCAAAAUGUUAAGCAGGAGAAAAUAGGGUAUGCGGAUGUGAAAACGCAACCCGUUCAUUUCUACGUGCAAAGAUCAGAUCAGUAUUCGUCAUCUAGUUCAUCAGUGAUACCGUUCAAUAUCGAAGUACUGAACGACGGAGGUGCCAUGGACAUAAGGUCGGGUAUAUUCACCGUCCCCAAAACUGGCACGUACUUGUUUGACUUUUCGGGUGUCAACGAUCCGAAUGACGGAGUUUUAAGUGUAGAAUUUAAUAUUGAUGAUAAGAAAAUGGCUUCGACGUUUGCUGGUGACCUGGGACAUUUUACGAUAAAUCUGCCUUCUGUUUGGCACCUUACCAAAGGAAGCACCGUGAAAUUAACCAUAUCCCAUGGAACUCUCUACAGUGAUAACAAGAACGGGCCGAUGGUCCAUCUUACAGGCAUCUUGCUUGAAGAAGACAUCUUUGCGUGAUUAUGAUUAUACAAGUUAGGCUUCCAUAAUAUCUCCUAUCGGCGAAUUGCGACUACAAAUUGAAAUCAUUAUUCUUGUAAUGAACACAUAUCAAUCCGAAUUAAUUUUUUUGUAAAUUCACAUGUGGAAAA
Daphnia carinata is the source of this 1828-nucleotide messenger RNA. RefSeq lists its product as uncharacterized. The coding region runs from base 219 to 1697 and encodes 492 amino acids. The transcript has 6 exons. The record is from RefSeq and is a predicted model, not a curated record. Gene Ontology annotation, molecular function: extracellular matrix structural constituent; protein binding. Lineage: Eukaryota; Metazoa; Arthropoda; Branchiopoda; Diplostraca; Daphniidae.